UCACACUCGACAAACUUUUCACAUUGUCUCUGCAACAUUCGGUUACUGCCAGUGGAUUAUGUUACAUUGCUGCAACAGUUGUUUGUUCAGCUACAGUGUCGGAGUAAUGUAGACUAUGUAUCGGGGAGAAAAAAGCCUUUAUUUACUGGAAGGAUUUUGGCAUGGUAUUGAACAAAUAUGAUGAUACUAACAACAUGCAUGGUUGGUUCCAGAAACUAUUGAAAUCAAGAGUGUCUUCAUCAGCACAACAUGAACAAGAGGCAAAGGUGACAAAAAAGUCAGCGUCUUCAGUCAAUAGUGUAUCAGCUUCACCUUCAUCUGCACCGUCAUUCUGUUCUUUCUCACCAUCAUCACCAGGGACAACCCCUUCUAAACCAGUACAGUCCCAGUCUGCUCUGAGCUCACUGCAGCGAUGGAGCCGAAAGUAUGACGUGUUUGUGUGCCACAGCUCUGUGGGCGGUGACAUUGAAGAGGCUGGACGCCUGGUCUCUUUCCUCGAGGCCUCACCCCGUAGCCUUAGGUGCUUUCUCCGACACAGGGACGACUGUCCAGGAGGUGCAAUUUCCACAGAGCUAUGCCAGGCUGUGCAGAGCAGCCACUUAUGGGCUUUGUUUAUCACACCAAAUUUUCUGCAGGAUGACUGGUGUAUAUAUAUGAUGCACCAGGCUCUGGCAGAGGGGCCUAUGUCCAGUCGGAUUAUUCCCAUGAUUCAGAACCUGCCCCGCUCUCAGUAUCCUCAGGAACUGAAGUUCUACUUCUACAUAGACCUGAGCCGUAACCCUGACCAAGGUUAUACUCUCCUUAACAGGACUGUGCUCAAGUACCUGGAAGACCUGGUUAAAAAUGAAAAGACACUUGAUUGCAGCAUGGACAGCUCUAGCAAUAGAUUAACUGAAGAAGACAGCUCAAAAAAGACAUGAUGUGAAAGUGUGACCCGGCUGCGACUUCAAUCCCACUGGAAGUGAUAAAGAAGAAAGAAGGAAGCUUGAAUGACGAUUGCUGAUCAUCAUCAAGAGCAAUUAAAGACUGUGAGGAAGUACUCUGAAUGGCAAACACUGGAUGCUGCUACUGACCAACCUCCACUUUGGUAAAUGCCGCCACACAGUUAAUGUUAAUAAUCUGGUUCCUGUCAGCCUUGCUGCCUCACCUCAUGGGUAAAGGCUCUGUCCACUGGCUGUUUUACCUCCACCCUUAAGCACACAGUAAUGCUUCUCAAGAAACAAAGCCUUAACCCUCUGAAUUUAAAAAAUGUUAGACCCUUUUCUAAAUGACCAGUUUUAUUGUAAGUUGAAGGUUGUUUACAUAGAAGAUGAUUUAUUCCUGCCCCCAAAAAUCUAUAAAAUCUAUACCUUUGAUACAUUUCUAUCAUGCUUCCAUUCAUGUCAUAUCACCGAAACUGCUGUAACAAUCUGACGCUGGUGAUUGUUCACUUUUAAUUUGUCUCAAUCUCAGCUCAUCCUGUGACACAUUUGAUUAUUUUAUUCUCUAGACAGGUUCAAUUCUUAUUUAUCAAACGUUUUAAUAGUGGGCGUUCAAGCUUACUCUUCUGUGGCCCAUCUGAUCUCGUCAAGGCUCCAUCCUUGGCCCCUGUUUCCACUGGGACAUGUUCCAUUAAAACCAAUGAAUGAGGCAAUUAUUGUCUUGUCUGUCAGAAAUAUGCUGAAUGACCCAAAACCAGUAUCCAACUGGUAACGUGAUAACUGAAGUCAUUCACAAAAUACAAAAGUCGUUAAAUCAUGUUUAACAUCAACUGAGGAGACUCAACUGUCUUUUCUUGUCCUGAUCUUGAAAAGGUCAUACAUUCUUUUUCAGCUCAGUUAGAUUAUUGCAAAAUAUAUUACAUAUUCAGGGUUAAGAUGCUCUGCUUUUAAUAUAUACAAUAAUAAUAAUAAUAAUAAUAAUAUACACUACUAGAAGAGAAGAUCAUAUAACUCUGUCAUUGUUUUAGCCUGUGGUUACCUGUAUGUUUCAGUAUCUGUGAAGAUUUACUGAUUACCUUUAAAGCACUCUAUGGUUUUGCUUCCACUUAUAUUGCUGAACUUGACUCCUCUAUAAGUCAGAGCACAGCCCCAGAUCCUCAGGCUGUCCUGGCUCAAGACUAAAGGAGAACAGGUUUUUACAGUCAGGUCCUCUCAGCUCUGGAACUCCUUGUCUGAAGAUCUGAGGCUGCAUCUUUUAAAUCAGCUUUUUGAAAAAGGGUUUUAUUAAUGCUUCCACGCUGUUUUAUUUCCAACAGGUCUUAUUUAUUUUAUAAUAACUAUUACCAAUUUUAUUUUAUAUUAUUGUUAGGUAUAUUAUUUUUGUAUAGACUGACUUUAUCUGCCUAAUUGGAGUCCUAAAUGUUUAUAUUUUAAUCCUGGUUUACAUAACUUUGUUUUGAAUAAAUAAAGUAUAUCAU
Messenger RNA from Dicentrarchus labrax (European seabass), 2398 nucleotides. Its product is annotated as toll/interleukin-1 receptor domain-containing adapter protein-like. The coding region runs from base 162 to 920 and encodes 252 amino acids. The record is from RefSeq and is a predicted model, not a curated record. NCBI's taxonomy places the organism in Eukaryota, Metazoa, Chordata, Actinopteri, Moronidae. The transcript has 3 exons. Gene Ontology annotation, biological process: signal transduction.